UCUGCUGUGGGGCCAGUUCAGUGCAACAGUCUCUCUGCAUCAGCGCUACCUUCGGACUGCUCCACUCCGCGGUCUGUGAAGCACUAAUCAUGGGACGGCAGGGGCAAGGAUGGCUGUUCUACGCGACCCUUCUUCUGGGUUCGGCCGUGUCUGUGUAUGGUCUGACCCGGGCAGAGUUCUUCCCGUUCGGCCAAACCACUGGAGACCACGUUCUGGAACAGGGGAAUGACCGGUCGCAACAACUAGCGCUGGAUAAACCCGUUUUAUUCUUCGAUGGAAAGUUCGAUACAAUCUACAUCAACACCAAUGGGUUCGUUGCCAUGGCAGAGCCCAGUGCUGAGUCCACAUACCUUGGUAAGAUGCCCGCCGGGUUUGGCAUGAUCGCGGCCCUGCACGGCGACCUGGAUACUGGUGACGGCGUGGGUAAGGUGUUCUACCGUCAGGACUCCAGCCCAGCCACCCUGCGACAGGCUGCAGAGCAGAUCAACAGGGCUUUUCCAGAGGACGAUGAGGUGGAGCCGGAACACACGGUGGUCGUCACCUGGGUAGAUGUGGCUUCCAGUCAACACCAUGACCACAGCAGAGGAGACGGACUGGAGAAACAGAGGAAUAGCUUCCAGCUGGUGAUAGCGUCAGCUGAGACCACCUCCUAUGCCAUCCUGCUCUACCCUAGGAAGGGGAUGCAGUUUGCCUCCACAGCUGUAGGAGGCAGUAGUCAGGCCAUGCAGGCGGGCUUCAGUCAAGGGCUGGUUAACUACCUGGUGUUCAGCACCCGACAGGGACCGUACUACCGCAUCACCACCGAGAGGGAGACCUCUGUCAGGGCGCUAGCAGAGGAGACCAACUCAGGUAAGCGAGGCGUGUGGGUGUACGAGAUUGGGACUUCUCCUUACUUCACCAGCGUGGCCCCAGGAGAGGUGACAGACCUGCCCCCAGACACAGGCCUGGAGUCAAGGGUGUCGGGGGAGGCUACCUCAAAGAGGUAUCCUGGAGGAGGGCAACAGGUGACGUAUUCUCCCUACGAACCGGAGGAGGAGGUGUACCGCAAGGAGCAGCCUCACCAGGGACCUCACCACGGGGGCCAGUUCACAGUCCACACGGUCCAGUACCAGCCUCAGGUGGUGGUAGUAGAUGAUGGAGACAUCAACGUGGAUGUGUUCUCCUACAACUCUGAGACAUGUGCCAACAACAGAAACAAGUGUUCCACCUUCGCCGACUGUAAAGAUUACGCCAGCGGUUACUGUUGUCACUGCCGGCCUGGCUACUACGGCAACGGAAUACAGUGUGUGUCAGAGGGUAAGCCCCAGAGGAUGAACGGCAAGGUGAACGGCAGGGUGUACGUGGGCAACUCUCCGUCUCCCGUCGAGUUCAACAGCAACGACCUGCACUCGUACGUGGUAGCCAAUGACGGGCGAGCGUACGUGGCCAUCAGCACCAUCCCUGCCAGGCUGGGCCCCUCCCUCCAGCCCCUGUCAGCCCUGGGAGCAGUCAUCGGAUGGGCCUUCGCCCUGGAGCAGCCUGGAUACAAGAACGGAUUCAGCAUCAUCGGUGGGGAGUUUAGGUGUCAGGCCGAGGUGACCUUCCUACCAACCCAGGAGAAGCUGACCAUCAAACAGGUGUUCAGUGGAAUAGAUGAGCAUGAUCACCUGGUGGUCAGUACCACUCUGGAGGGUCGUGUCCCCGAAGUCCUCCGAGGAUCCACUGUCCAGAUAGAACCCUACUCUGAGAUCUACCAGUACAGCUCCAACAUGAUCACGUCUUCCUCUACAAGGGACUACACUGUGAGUCUGGAUGAUGGCUCUGCUGAGACCAGGACGUACCAGUGGAGACAGACCAUCACCUUCCAGAGCUGUCCACAUGACGAGGCCUCAAGGGCCGUGCUGCCCACACAGAUGCUGAGCGUGGACCAGGUGUUUGUGAUGUACGACUCCAACAACGAGCUGAUCCGAUACGCCAUGAGCAACAAGAUCGGUGAUGUCAACGGAGGCCAGCAGGAAGUGGAGAAUGCCUGUUUCACUGGGAGACACGGCUGUGACACAAACGCCGUCUGUAGACCCGAACAGGGAACACAGUUCACCUGCCGGUGUGCUGCCGGCUUCACUGGAGAUGGACGCUCCUGUUACGACAUUGAUGAGUGUAGAGAAACGCGUCAGAUCUGUGGAGAACACUCAGUCUGCAACAACCAGCCCGGAACCUUCCGCUGUGAGUGUAAUGAUGGAUACCAGUUCGCCAGCGACGGGCACACCUGCAUAGGAGUGGACCGUCCCGUGGACCACUGCGCGGCCGGCAGCCAUGACUGUGACAUCGCGGAGCGCGCUCACUGCAGCUACAGUGGAGGAUCCUCUUACAUCUGCUCCUGUUUGCCUGGGUUCCAGGGACACGGACGGGUCUGCCAAGAUAUUGAUGAGUGCCAGUCUGCCAGGUGCCACCAGGAGGCUGUGUGUUAUAACACCCAGGGGUCCUUUACCUGCCAGUGCAGGCCUGGUUACCACGGUGACGGCUUCUACUGCUCCUCAGAACGUACGAAGACGCCGUGUGAGACCCAGAGGGACCGUCUCCUUGGCUCUACAGGGUCCCAGCCGGUGCCUGGUCAGUACGUGCCUACCUGUGACAGCCAGGGAACCUACGAAGCCACCCAGUGUCACGACUCCAUCGGACACUGUUGGUGUGUUGACCGUAACGGACUGGAGGUCCCAGGAACACGCACCGGGCCCGGCAGAGGCAGGCCACUGUGUAUAGAACAAGGACCAACAGUUCGUCCCCCAGUAGGCCCUACUCCCAGGCCAGAUGUUUACCCUUUACCCCCCGGCACACACCUGCUCUUUGCUCAGAGUGGACGCAUCGACUUUGUCCCUUUGGAGGGCUACAACAUGAAGAAGACAGAGGCAAAGACUGUCCUGCAUGUACCGGAGAAGGUGAUCAUCGGGGUGGCCUAUGACUGUGUGGAGAAGAUGGUCUACUGGACAGACAUCACAUCCCCGUCUAUCAGCAAGGCCAACCUGCAGGGAGGAGGAGCCAUCCCUGUCAUCAGAUCAGAUCUGGAGAGUCCAGAAGGGAUCGCUAUAGACCAUGUGGGUCGGACACUGUUCUGGACAGACUCUAUGAAAGACCGCAUCGAGGUAGCCUCUCUGGAUGGGACCAAGCGACGCGUCCUCAUCGACACGAACUUGGUCAACCCCCGAGCCAUCAUCGUUGACCCUGUCAAUGGCAACAUGUACUGGACAGACUGGAACCGCGAAGCUCCUAAAAUCGAGACUUCUGCCAUGGAUGGAACCAACAGGAGAGUUCUGGUGAAGGAUGACCUGGGGCUACCGAACGGACUCACCUACGACCCGCAGAGCUCUCAGCUGUGCUGGGCCGAUGCAGGAACACACAUGAUCGAGUGUAUGAACCCAGUGCAGGGAGACAGGAGGAAGGCCAUGGAGGCGAUCCAGUACCCAUUUGGAAUCACCUCCUAUGGGAAGAACAUCUACUACACUGACUGGAGGAGGGAUGCAGUGAUCAUGGUGGAUCGUCAAGCUGGCACGGAAACGGAUGUGUUCCAGCCUCAGAAACAGACCAGGCUAUACGGAAUCACCACGGCAUACGCUCAGUGCCCCUCAGGUAAAAACUACUGCGCGGUGAACAAUGGAGGAUGCACCCACCUAUGUUUGGCCACACCCAGAGGUCGCUCCUGUCUGUGUCCCAACAAUGCACUUGGCGUCAGCUGUGUGGAGAGGGAGGGGGGCAGGUUUUGAAGUGGAGAGGGAGGGGGGCUGGUUUUGAAGUGGAGAGGGAGGGGGGUAGGUUUUGAAGUGGAGAAGAAGGGGGGUAGGUUUUGAAGUGGAGAGGGAGGGGUGUAGGUUUUGAGGUGGAGAAGGAGGGGGGCAGGUAUUGAAUUGGAGAGGGAGGGGCAGGUUUUGAAGUGGAGAGGGAGGGGGGCUGGUUUUGAAGUGGAGAGGGAGGGGGGCAGGUUUUGAAGUGGAGAAGGGGGGGGGGGUAGGUAUUGAGGUGGAGAGGGAGGGGGGCAGGUUGAGAGACAGACAGGGCACUCAGAAAUAAUGGCUACAUCAUGUGUAUUUUAUCUUAUCUUUAACUCUGCAUUUUUGUAAAAGGACCGUGAGAAAGCAUUUCACUGUUAGUCUACACCUGUUGUUUACCAAGCAUGUGACAAGUCAAAUUGGACUUGAUUUGAUCCCAGGCUGACUACAUUGUAGACGCCUGCCAGAUCUCACAACAUCUGGAUGUGUGUUUAAUUAACAUACAGUUUAUCUGCUAACCACAUCAUUUGAUAUAUCAACCAAUCAAUCAAUCAAUAACAUUUACUUUAUAAAGCCCUUUAUAUACCAGCAAUCUGAUGUAAUAUAGAAAACUGGUGGCUGGCUGCGCAGUCCGUGAUGUACUACACAACCGUUGGUUGAUACAAUGCAACAAAGAAUACGAUGUAGUCGGCGGAGAACGUAACCAUAGAUACGUAGCCUCAUGUCUUCUCUGGUGCCCUGAGGAGUUAGAUGCCGCUAGUCUCUUAACAUAGAAAUAUAAACCGUAGAACGGGCCUCACCGUUCACGUCAAUGAUGUCGUAAUGGUGUGGGCUGGCAGCCUUUGCGAGUGUACCAGGGUUACCAGGGUUACCAGGGUUACCAGGGUUAGAGGUACCAAGCCCUUUCUAUAGAUUAUAUUAAUAUGACAUCUAGACUGUCGCUGUUCUGAACAUCGCCACUGAAACCAUUUUAUCUCUUUAUCUCACUGAUUUUUUUUUAUCCCAGGUAGUUUUUUAAAUUUCCCGUUUAUAAAGUCACAUACAUUUUUAUUUAGAAUUGUAAAUAAAUACGUUUGAAGUAUAAAUACAUUGUUCUAUGGAGCUGAUAAGAGUAUUUCAAGGAAAAUCCAUGUGAUUUUGAUUUGUGUGUGUUAGUAUUAUUAUAUCAAGCCAACUGUUGUUGGUCAAAAUAAAUCUUAGCUUGUUACGACUCCCCUCCUUGCUCUGUGAAAUGUGUGGCAUCAGAUCACCCCCUGCAUCCCCCAUUUAAACGUAUGUUACAGAGUCGACUGUAUUCGUUGCUGGAGUGGCAGAGAGGAGUUUACUGUCCAUCCUGUGCAGCUAUCCAAUUAAAAAAAAAAUGUUUUUUUUGUUUUA
Molecule: messenger RNA, 5117 nt
Organism: Salvelinus fontinalis (brook trout)
Lineage: Eukaryota; Metazoa; Chordata; Actinopteri; Salmoniformes; Salmonidae
Gene: nid1a
Product: nidogen 1a
Exons: 22
Coding region: 90-3737 (1215 amino acids)
Biological process (GO): cell-matrix adhesion
Molecular function (GO): calcium ion binding
Source: RefSeq, a predicted model, not a curated record